This is a messenger RNA of Cladocopium goreaui, 1134 nucleotides long. Lineage: Eukaryota; Dinophyceae; Suessiales; Symbiodiniaceae. The record is from the annotation of a GenBank genome assembly.
GAGCAUCACCAGAGGUCCUCUGCGUCCAUGGCGGGCAAGACUCCACGAAUGUCACGCCAUGGAGCCACCAGUGCGAGUGCCAGUGCAGCUUCAGUGGUCAACACGGUCGUCAGUGCUCCUUCCGGUCGCCGUGUGCAACGGGAAAAUCUGGGCCCUGCUACAGCUACAGGCGAGCGGAUGACCCUCAGCUCAGCGUCCGAGCUGCAGGUGGCCUUUGAGCUUCUGGAUGAGCAAAAACGCGGUGCUUUGGAUCAUCAGCAAGCCAAGAGGUGGCUGCGGUGUGCGGGCUGGUGUUUACCAGAUCAAGAGCUCAGCGCAAUGCUUCAGGAGCAUGCGAAGCAACGCUCCAAGCGCGGAGCUGCGCCUGAAGAGAAGUGGGUCUUCAAGCAGCUCUUGGAUCUUUUGGAGAAGAACCGAUCAAGAGAGAACACGACAUUGAAACGCCUGCAGACUGCUUUGCGCAUUUUGGCCAAGAAUCGCUCCAAGAUUGCCAAGGAAAAAUUGCUUGAGAUCUCGGACGCUGAACUGGUGCUCCAGGAGCUGAAGCUGGAAUCAAAGACAAGGUUGGACUGUGAUGCCCUGGCAGAGAAGGUCCUGGCGCGGGUGUACGAUCCAUCCUGCCCCAGUUGGGCCGGACCCAGCGUUCUCAUCUGUGUUCAACGAGAGCAAGCGCCUGAUGUGCACAUCAAAUAUGCCUCUCAUGCGCACCUGGACCUACUUUUUGACACCUACUGUCGCCGCAUCCAGGUUGAUAGCUCCCGUGUCAGCUUCAAGCUUCGAAAUCGAAUGCUGCAAGAGGAUGACACUUACGAAAGCUUACGAAUGGGCUCUCAGGACACAAUUACUGCCAUUGUCGACCCCAAUGUUCGGGCCACCAAAUCGGCGGAAUCUUGUUUGCAAGUGACCUUUUGAACAGGGUGUAGCGUGUGACAUGUACCUAGAUGAGGGAUGCAGCGAACCGAAAGCGCAUUGACACAGCUAAUAUUUGAUGUACACACAACCACCACGUGGAAACGAUGAAUAGAAGUGGAUGUGUUUUUUUUUUGCAUUCCCAAAUCUAUAGACUCCACCGAGUCCAUAGACAUCCAUAGAGACUCGGCUGCAUUCUGCAGGUUCGCUUUGAGGCCGACUCAG